Amoebophrya sp. A25 is the source of this 2718-nucleotide messenger RNA. The record is from the annotation of a GenBank genome assembly. Lineage: Eukaryota; Dinophyceae; Syndiniales; Amoebophryaceae.
GCGCAUUCCCAUUCUAGACAGGAGACCAGAUAUAAUGUACAAUUAUCUGUUCAGAGAGCGAGAGCAGGGAGCAGAGCUGAAAAUAUUUUGUAAUUCUGCUGAGCUUGUAUGUUGUACCCGUACGGCGGUGCUAUCAGAGGAGUGUCUCAUCUGUUCUUCAUAUCCACUUUGAUCUGUGAGCUUCACGUGACCUCAGCUUCAUCAAGAUGUCUCAAAACAGACGCCUAUGCAUUCGAGUGGCAUUGGCGUCAUCAUUAUCUUCCAGCAUCUUUUAAGACCCUCUCCUAGAUGAACAAAGCUCCUUAACUUGCGCUCUAGUUUUCAGGUGGGCGGAAUUUUUCACAACCCUCGUCGCUUUCAGCAUUUAAUUCCGUAAUAGACUGACAUUUGACUUAUGCUCCUUUGUUUACAUGUAGAAUGAAAUAUGAGCAUUAGAACAACAAGUGAAAAUGUAGUACGACCACGACCUUUGUUGCGCAUCUGUUUGUCUUCGUCGGAAAUCUAUCACCCUCUUAGUGACUUACUCUCUUAAGUAGCUAAAAAUCUCAUCGAGAUUGGUAUUCAAUCUUCCAAGUUUGAGGAGAUUCACUUCUUAGAGUACGUGAAAAGAAGUUUCUUUUCUGGAUUUUUACCUAUUUGUUAGCCUCCGUGCGGACACAAGAUUCGUAACUUCUAAUCGAAUUUGAAAGACACUUACAGUAAAAAGGGAAACGAUGACACGUCAUCGCAUGCGCCACGCGCGACCUCACCCCUAUGGGGGCUCGUCUCCUGGCGGAACAAAUUACACUGAGGAUAGAAGCGGAGGCGUUCCCCAAAAUGUUCAUGCCGUUUAUCAGAAGCUCCACCAUUGGGUGAAGCACACCACCGCUAAGCUUGCGCAACCACCGCACCGGAAGCACCAUGACAACAGAACCCAUCAUCCACAUAAUAUUCAACAUUCAUCUCCAUUCAACGGCGCUGUGUCCAACGCUGUCAGCAUCGGCGCAUCAACCGCCGCAAAACCUGUCAUGCUUUCCCCUCGCCUAUCGUUCUCUGAUGCACCAAGCGGCGCGACCCACGUUGUCGCGAACAGACACAUCCAGGGAGGCUAUCCGCAAAACAAGAAUUAUACAAGUUCUUGGGCGCACAAGAAGUUUCAGCAGUCGGGAGGUGGUAGUCCUCAUCUGCUCGGUAUUCCCAGGUCAUAUGAAAUACAACAUGAGAAAGCUGAUGCAGGAAGUGGAACAAAAAUUCUAUCAGCAGCAGGCGGCGGUUCUCCGCGUCCUCAAGUGAAGCUAAGCCCACGGCCGUCGUCUCGCCCUCCCUCUCCUAAGCGCGAAGCCGACCAACAGAGCUCGGACCAUCCGGAAGAAAAGCUUUUGGUGUUGAUCGAUGGCGCCAACGUUCUACGAUGGAAAGGCUUCGAGGCUCCCGAUUCGCCGAAAGUCGGACGUAGCGCACCUCCCGUUACCAUGGAGGGGGUUAAACAGUUACAACUCGUCGUGGAGGAAGCACGACGCGUUUUCGGAGCGAACUGUUGUAUCGAAGUUGCGCUGUACCGCCCGGCCCUGGAACAAUUACUAGCUUCAUGCAAUGCUGCUGGAGCUGGACCUGGACAAAACCAGAUGAACUCGAAUUCUUGGCAUCAGGGAUCAAAUGCGCAGUACGAAAGUUUCAAAGGUCCUUGUACUGGAGGAGGUAGUGGUACAUACUGGAGCAAGAACCCAAAAAAAUGGAGUAAGAAUGACCAGGAUUUUCGAGAACAGGGAAGAAGUUCGAAAUGCACUACAGAGCAAGAGGAAUAUGAGCAAAAGCAACUGCAGCAAGAACGGAUGAAACCGGAAACGACUCCAAAAGAGGAUGCUUCUGAAUUUCUGCAGAGCCUGAUUUCCAACGACAUGGUAAUUUUUGUCCCUGGCGGUGUAAAUGUUGACGAUUUCAUUUUUAGCGUGCUGCGCGACUGCCUCCGACCCAAGGACAGCGUGGACGGCUUGGGAAUGCAGUGGCUUGAACACAUCAGUAACCCUCAUAUCCAGGCCAAAGUGAUUUCGAACGACCGGUUUGCCGAGUACUGUGGUCGAGUGACCAACCCUGAAUUCCGACUGAACCUAAAAAACUCGCUGGUGUCUUUCACGAUCCAAAAGACGCAACGGGCAACCAAAGCAGUCCUGAACUGCUGUACCAACUACGGAGGAAAGGAGCGCGAGCUGAAGCAGCAAAGAUGGGGUUCCCCGCGAAUAAGUGGCGCCAUGCGAUACUAAUCCAACAUGAUUGAUGAGUAUUAAUAUGCCCUUUCAUUCACAGGACAUUGUCCUUCAGUCUGGUUGUUCUUCAAGUGUAACAAGUAGUACUUACAUUCUUCUAGCAGUCAUAAUAUAUUCAUCGCGAUACAAAUAUUUUUGUCGUAUUAGUGCAGUGAGUAAAUGUAAAUACUUGUCUUCAGUAACGCGGGACUACUAGAUGCGGGCGCAGCCACCGAUGUAGUUGUAUAGGCGAAACUUCUACAAAAUCAAAAUACAUUUUUAGAAAUACAGCCAAAUAAAAUUGAAAUUCUACCUGCUGCUCGGGGUGAAGAUGUUUGUCUACUAAAUUCGUAUGUUGCAAGUAGUAUGAUGACUUCUACCGCCCUGAACCACCACCUACUUACUUGAACCCCGAUGAACGCGGCUAUUACUACUACGAGAACGUUCUAUAGCCAUGAUCAAGACUGAUACUGAAAAACCUUGAUGAACAUUCGAU